GAAUACGGUCUUCAACUCUCCUAAUUAAAUCACUAUAUUUCGUCGUAUCGAAUAAAAUUUCACAAGCUUAAUUAAAUAAUUAAGAAGCGCCAUGAGUCUGCAAAAGCAAAAUGCCGGGAUUUGUACAUUAUUUUUUUAAGUCUAUACGUUUACAUUCGCAAUCACAUUACACAAGCAUAUCAGUUGCAUUUCGGACUAUAAAUUUUGCUUAGUGUAAAAUAUCUCCAUUAUCUGAGAUUGCAAUUAUAAUCGUGUUUGAAAACAUUAGAUGAUAGGAGAAAAAACAUUUAUAUUGACAAUGAAUGAACCUGAAUUUGUCAGUUGUUUCUCAAACUUGUUUAACUACAUCUCGUUUGUAGUCGAAGUUCUAAAUCAAGUUUGAAUCCUUUAAUAGUCUAUUUUACAAACGAUAUAAUAAUAAUGGGCCUUAGUUGGGAAUUAAGUGAAAACGAGUUAAUUAAAAUAGCAAAAGAAUUUACCAGACUAGAAGACAACACAUAUUUAGAUCAUGCCGGAACUACGUUGUAUACAGAAAGUCAAAUAGAAAUGUCGAGCACGUUGCUUAAGAAGAAUCUUUUUUGCAAUCCUCAUUCUUGUAAAGAAACUGGUGAUCUGCUAGAUCAAGUUCGAUUUCGAAUUCUACGUCAUUUCAAUACAAACGCUAAUGAAUAUUCCGUUAUUUUUACUUCAAAUGCUACCGGUGCUUUGAAAUUAGUAGCAGAAACAUUUGAUUUCGGCAAUCCUGAACCAGGCAGCUUCUAUUAUUGUCAAGAAAACCAUACUUCCGUAUUGGGCAUGCGUGAGGUUGUACAAACCGCUAAUAUAUUUGUUCUAACCAAAGAUGAAAUUCUUCAAAAUUUAGAAGCAAAGAGUUCGCCGACACAAACGAAGAACCUUGGAAACUCUUUAAUCGUUUUUUCAGCUCAAUGUAACUUCAGUGGCUUUAAAAUGCCUCUAGAACUCAUUGAACGCAUACAAAAGUUUGGUUUGGCUAAUAAAGGCCAACAAGUUGCAGGAGAAAAGCAAUCGAUUAAGCAAAAAGAUUUAAGCAAAUUUUUUGUAUUCUUGGAUGCUGCUUCUUAUGUCGGUACAAAUUAUUUAGAUUUAGACAUAUAUAAACCAGAUUUCGUUUGUGUCUCCUUUUAUAAAAUGUUCGGAUAUCCAACUGGUAUUGGAGCUUUAUUAGUAAGUAAAAGGGGCCAGUCGUCAGUUUUGAAAAAACGUUACUAUGGCGGUGGUACUGUCAACAUAUCUAUGGCUAGAGAAACCUUUCAUGAGAAACGAUGCGAUAUUUCUGCACAAUACGAAGACGGCACUUUGGCUUUUCUCACUAUAGUGUGCUUGUUAGAUGGUUUCAGAACUUUAGAAAGACUCAUACCAGCCACGUCUCACUUAAAUACCAUGGAGAGGAUAAGUUCAUAUGUCUUUCAACUCGCCAGAUAUUGCCAUGAUCAAUUGAGUACUUUAAGAUACAAUAAUGGUAAUUCAGUGGUAGAAUUCUACAAUCACAAUGGUUAUCACAGCAGAUCGCAGCAAGGCGGUAUAGUUACCUUUAAUAUUCUACAUGAGGACGGUUCUUACGUUGGUUUUGCCGAGGUAGCUUGUUUGGCGUCUGUUUAUAAUAUACAUAUACGUACUGGUUGCUUUUGUAAUCCCGGUGCCUGCCAAUGGUUCUUAAAACAAAGCAAUUCCGAUAUACGUAAGCAUUAUGAAUUCGGUUUCAAGUGUAGCGAAUACGUUGACUUGAUUGAUGGAGUGCCUACAGGAGCCGUCAGAGUUUCGUUAGGUUAUAUGUCACGUGAAACGGACAUAGAUGACGUUGUCAACAUGAUAAAAGAUUGUUAUUUAUCCCCACCGCAACGUAGACUAGACCGUAUAAGUAGUAAAGAUUUACCUUUAGCUCUUCAGCACAUACCUAUACGUUUGCAACCCCAUCUGAAAGAGAUAUGCAUUUAUCCCAUCAAAUCUUGCGGUUCUUUUAAACUAUACGACUCGUGGCCUUUGCAUCCGACGGGUUUCCUUUAUGAUCGUGAAUGGAUGAUAGUAAAUGCCUCUGGUAUGGCCAUAACUCAAAAACAUGAGACCAGAUUGUGUUUAAUAAAGCCAUACAUUCAAUUGGAAAAUGGACGUUUGCUAUUAACUUUUCCCGACAUGCCUACCGUAAGCGUGCCUUUGGAUAUGUCGUUUCAGGGCAACUACAUGUUAAGUUCUACUUUUUGCCAAAGUAAAGUUUGCAACGAUUAUGUGGGAGGUUUAGAUUGCGGCGAUGAAGUGGCUUGUUGGUUAAGUGAUUGCCUAGAAAUGUCGGGCUUAAGGUUGAUUAAGCAUGAUCAGAGACGCAAUCAAGAUGGUGUAAUUAAGGACAUAGCUCUAGUUAAUCAGAGUCAGUUUCUUUUAAUAAAUCGUUCUUCGGCAAGAUGGCUAGCUCGGAAAGUCGCAAUUGAAAAAGAACCUUUGGACUCCACAAUAGAUCGUUUUCGAGCCAAUCUUAUUUUAGAGACAGUCAUGCCGUUAGAGGAAAAUGAUUUCGAAUUUGUUACAAUAGGGAAUAUCACUUUCAAAGUUGAUGGCUUUUGCACGCGCUGUCAAAUGAUUUGCAUUGAUCAACAUACGGGUCAAAAGACUUCAGAGCCUUUACGUACCAUUGCACGGGAAUUCAAUGGGAAAAUACGUUUUGGUAUUUAUCUCUCUUUCGCAGAGGUCCCUCCAGCUAACGCGCGACUAUCAUGCAAAGAUAAAAUAGUGAUAAUCAAGCACCAAAAAGAUAUUAAUUAAAAAUAAAAUCAAAACCUAAUGACUCACCAAAUUACCAACUCAGAAAUUAUUCUCGGUUACUUUUUUCUAGUCUAAAAAUUUACUUAAUAAAAUUAAAUACCGAGAUACUUGA
Messenger RNA from Glossina fuscipes, 2887 nucleotides. RefSeq names its product molybdenum cofactor sulfurase 3 (gene mal). Gene Ontology annotation, molecular function: molybdenum cofactor sulfurtransferase activity; pyridoxal phosphate binding; molybdenum ion binding. NCBI's taxonomy places the organism in Eukaryota, Metazoa, Arthropoda, Insecta, Diptera, Glossinidae. Gene Ontology annotation, biological process: Mo-molybdopterin cofactor biosynthetic process. The record is from RefSeq and is a predicted model, not a curated record. The transcript is spliced from 4 exons. Bases 421 to 2775 code for a protein of 784 amino acids.